Molecule: messenger RNA, 2454 nt
Organism: Miscanthus lutarioriparius
Lineage: Eukaryota; Viridiplantae; Streptophyta; Magnoliopsida; Poales; Poaceae
Source: the annotation of a GenBank genome assembly
AUGCCGGAGGCCAUAGCCAUAUCCCUCUCCGCUAAACUCGCCGUGGCGCUGUCCCGCGGCGCCGCCGUCGGCCUCGCGCCCCUGUUGGGCAUCGGCUCUGAAAUCUCCGCUGCCGCGCGGGACCUCGAUCUCCUCCGCGCCUUCCUCCGGUUCGCCGACUCCUGCCACGGCACGGACGCCCUCGCCGCUGCGUGGGUCAAGCAGCGGCUGCGCAAGGCACGGGACAAGCUUUCCCGCCUGUCCGCCGCCAAGGAGCAGUUCGGGAUCCGCCCCGCCGACGGCCCCGCGCCUCCCGCCGUCUCCAUGACCAGGCAGAUUCUGGCGGCAAGUUCGCACUUCGUGGAGAAAGAGGAAGUCGUCGGCUUCUCCGCGCACGAGACGCAGCUGCUGGGGUGGUUGGUCGAGGACUCAGUCGGAGCCACGGCGGACCCUGGUUGCCGUGCUGGGGAUGGGCGGCGUCGGCAAGACCACCCUCGCCACGCGCGUGUUCAAACAAGUGGCAACAAGCCAGUUCGAUUGCGCCGCGUGGGUGGCCGUCUCUCAGGGCUUCACGAUGGACGAUCUCCUCAACAAGAUCCUAAAAGAGCUGCACCGCGACGCCGGCGCGCGCGGUCGCUCGUGGCGGCCGUGCGUGGCCAUCUGGGAAACAAGAGGUACCUUGUGGUGCUGGACGACGUCUGGGACUCCCACCUGUGGGACAAGCUCCGCCAUGCGUUCCUGGACGAUGAGACCGGGAGCCGGGUCGUCAUCACGACGCGCAGCGGAGACGUGGCCAAGGCCGCGGCAACUGAGAGGAUCAUGGUGCUGGAGUCUCUGCCGAGGCAUGAGGCCUGGACCUUGUUCUGCAACGUGGCAUUUAGAGAGGUGUCCGGCAGGACGUGCCCGAAGCACCUUACCGAGCUUGCAACCAAUAUGCUGGAGCGAUGCCGCGGCCUGUCUCUGGCGAUCGUCUCCGUAGGCAACCUCCUCGCACUCAAGGACAGGACAGAGUUCGCGUGGAGGAAUGUCCCGUUUACCCCCGAGGACUUGUGGAUCAAGCGCAAGAUACUCAUCAGGAAGUGGGUUGCGCAGGGCUUCGUCCAGGAUAAACCAGGCCAGUGUACAGCAGAGGAUGUCGCAGAUCACUACUUGGACCAGCUGGUCCAACGCAGCCUGAUGCAGCCCGUUGCCAGGAACGAGUUUGGCCGUGCCAAGCGGUGCCUCAUUCAUGACCUUAUCAGGGAGUUGAUUAUCCACAGGUCCAAAGAAGAGGAAGGCUUCUUUCAGUUUGCAAAGUGCAAGAAGAUAACAACGGACGAACACGACGUCAGAAUCCGACAUCUCGCAUUAGACAGAUGCGAAGAUGUGGACUCUCGGCAUGUUCAGCAGGUGCCCAUGCUUCGCUCCUUCAAUGCGUUUGGGCUCUUGACUGUGCUAAACCUCUGGUUCGUCAAGAUGAAUAAGUUACCCAGCUCAGUGACCAAUCUUCACAACCUGCGAUAUCUUGGUGUCCGAGACACUCUCAUUGAGGAGAUUCCAAAGGAUCUGGGAAAGUUGCAGAAUCUACAAAUUUUGGAUUCCAAGUUUUCCAUGUUCCAAAGGCUACCAAGCAGCAUAGCACAACUGAAGAACCUGCGCCACCUGAUAGUUUUAAAGCGUGAGACAAGUGAUUUCUUGAAGCCGUAUCCUGGCACGGCAGUUGGGGUUCCUGACGGGCUAGAAAACCUGGCCAGCCUGCAGACACUCAAGUAUGUCGAAGCUGAUAAGAAGAUGGUUCGAUCGUUAGCAAAGCUAGAGCAGAUGAGGAGCUUGGAGAUAUCUGUCAUUGAUGCAAGCUUUGCCGCUGACUUGUCAUCGUCAAUCUCUAGAAUGAGCUUCCUUCUGCGCUUGGGGGUCGCAAUUAAACCUGGAGUUGACGCAGUACUGGAUCUCGAAUCAAUUUCUCGACCACCAUUGAAGCUACAAAAACUGGCUCUCACUGGCAGGUUGGCAAGAGGGAAGCUGCCACCAUGGAUCUGCUCCCUCACUAGCCUCGUGCAGUUAAGGUUGUGUGGUUGCCAAAUUGCGCAAGACUCACUCGUGCUCCUCGCUGCCCUUCCUAGGCUGGUAAAUUUCAGCCUCAUCGGUGCAUACCAUGACAAAGACAUGAUCUUCAGCGAAGGUAGUUUUCCUAUACUGCGGAAACUCACUUUGGAGGGCUUGCCUAACCUUAGUCACAUAGCGUUUCAACAAGGAUGCCUUAUGGACCUACGUGAUCUGGCGCUUGGCCAUUGCACUGAACUGACUGAAACACCUCUAGGAAUGGAGAACCUCAAGCAUAUCCAAAACAUGGAAUUGUUUGGCAUGCCAUCAGAGUUUGUGGGUAAGCUGAAGGAACAGAAUAGUGAUGCUGAGUAUCACAAUCCGGCCAGUUCAGAUUUUUAUCAGGCGCCAAGGUUUUUGAGGCUUAUUAGAUUUGUAGAAAGAAAUAGGUGA